GGCGGCGCUCACGGCCUUCCCUCACAGGCGCCCCCCGGCUUGGACGGCGGCUGCGGCGGGGCUGGCCCUCUUCCUGCUCCUCGCCCUGCCUCAGGCGACGACGGCCUUACAGUGUGUUUGCCUUGUUUGUGCAAAAGAGAACUAUACGUGUACAACAGACGGACUCUGCAUUACUUCAGUGACACGGAAUGGAGAUAAAAUAAUACGUAAUAGCAUGUGCAUCGCAGAAAUUGAUCUGAUUCCCAGAGACAGGCCAUUUAUUUGUACUCCAUCAACAAGUGAAGGGGUUACUACUGUGCCUCAUUGCUGUGACAAAGAUUUCUGCAACAGAAUUGACCUUCCAAUUCCAACACCAGUUCCUGCACCAGGAAAGCUUCCUUCUAAUUUAGGACCAGUGGAACUGGCUGCUGUUAUUGCUGGACCAGUCUGUUUUGUCUGCAUUUCACUCAUGUUGAUUCUGUAUAUCUGCCACAAUCGUGCUGUUAUACACCAUCGUGUUCCAAGUGAAGAAGAUCCUUCCAUGGAUCGCCCCUUCAUAUCCGAGGGCACCACUUUAAAAGAUUUAAUUUAUGAUAUGACUACUUCAGGCUCCGGUUCAGGCUUACCAUUACUUGUCCAAAGGACAAUUGCAAGAACAAUUGUACUGCAAGAAAGCAUUGGAAAAGGUCGCUUCGGAGAAGUUUGGCGAGGGAAAUGGAGAGGAGAAGAAGUUGCAGUGAAGAUUUUCUCAUCAAGAGAAGAACGCUCCUGGUUUCGUGAGGCAGAAAUCUAUCAGACUGUCAUGCUACGUCAUGAAAAUAUCCUUGGGUUUAUAGCUGCAGACAAUAAAGAUAAUGGUACAUGGACACAGCUGUGGCUAGUGUCAGAUUACCACGAGCAUGGAUCUCUCUUUGAUUACCUGAACAGGUACACGGUGACUGUGGAAGGCAUGAUAAAACUAGCUUUGUCUACUGCCAGUGGGCUUGCACAUCUUCACAUGGAAAUUGUCGGCACUCAAGGGAAGCCAGCUAUAGCUCACCGAGAUUUGAAGUCAAAAAACAUCUUAGUAAAGAAAAACGGAACGUGCUGUAUUGCAGACUUAGGUCUGGCGGUAAGGCAUGAUUCGGCUACAGACACAAUAGAUAUUGCGCCAAAUCACAGAGUGGGAACAAAAAGGUACAUGGCCCCUGAAGUACUUGAUGACUCUAUAAACAUGAAACAUUUUGAAUCUUUCAAAAGAGCAGACAUUUAUGCAAUGGGGUUAGUGUUCUGGGAAAUAGCUCGCCGAUGUUCGAUCGGUGGAAUCCAUGAAGACUACCAGUUACCAUAUUAUGACCUUGUCCCUUCUGAUCCUUCGGUUGAAGAAAUGAGGAAAGUGGUUUGUGAGCAGAAGUUACGACCCAAUAUCCCAAACAGAUGGCAAAGCUGUGAGGCAUUACGAGUCAUGGCCAAAAUUAUGCGAGAAUGUUGGUAUGCCAAUGGUGCAGCAAGGUUAACGGCUUUACGUAUAAAGAAAACACUGUCACAGCUCAGCCAACAAGAAGGCAUAAAAAUGUAAUUUUGGAGGUGCUACUGAAGGAAACUCUUAAAAGUCCAUGUCUGCACUUAGCUUGUGCGUUGAGAAGGCUGAUCGUUCUACCUCACUGAGGGAACAGAAGGAUUUGGCUGCCUUUUUAUACGACAUAGGAAGACAAGUGAUUAGCCCAGGAUUUCUGUGGAUGUGGUAAAUAGUUGUACAUAUUCUUACUGUGCACUGUGAACACCUCUUCCCACCCCCCAGGGCACUCGGACUUUUGUCUUGUCUAGCUUCAGUGCUGUGUAAAGGCUAAUGCCAGUCUCUGCUAAUCGUGUUGAGAACAUGAAGAAUAUGCUUAAGAUAAUGGAGCUGGUGUACAUUAUUGAUACAGCGCAUUGAAGGAUUUCUUGAAGGUUUUUUUUUUUAAGCCAUUUGCUUUGGUCAUGAUGGUACACUGUAUAUUCUGAACCACUCUUGGAUUCUUCAAUUCAGAUGGCAUACCGGUUUUUUUCCUGGCUACUAAGACUAUAUCUUAUUGGACAUUUCUAUCAGGAUUCACAGACAUGACCUCAUUCACCCGGAGGAACAUACACGACAUAUGCAAUUCUAUUUUGUACACUAUUUCUGUUAUUUUGCUUCAGACAUUACAUGCCUUCAAAAUAGAUUGUACUGUACCAGUAAGUGCCACUUUUUAAUCUUAAUGCAAUUUAGUAAGGACAUGCAAAGUCUUUGGUGCUUGUAUAAUGUUGAAUACCAUGAUUCCUAGCUAAAAGGGGAUUUCAUAUUCGCAUGUGGAAUUCCUUUUUUAUUAACCAAAAUUCUAAUUCUGUAAGAAUCUAAAUAGCAUAUGAGUAAAUUCAGUAAUAUUGUCUUAAGUUAUGCAUCAUAAUGAGUCAUGGUGUCAGCAACUGUUUUCAGUUAAGUUAAGCUCUUACAAAGAGUGCUAGAAAAUUAUUUUAAAACCUGAUGCAAAAUUAAUCUGUUAAACAAGCUUACCUCUCUGGUGUCGCCUUGUUUCUCCACAAACCUCACCUGCUUUCACAGCGGUGCUUUGUUAACAAAUCAGCUGUUGCUGUGCUUUUUGCAUGGUUGAUGCAUGCAGGCAAACAUGUUUUUGCGCGUGGUUGGCCUCGCUGGAUGCGGUUCACACGUGCAAAACCAAAGUUUUCCUAGCUUCUGGGGCUGCCGGGUGGACAUCUUGCUUGGAUCAGUUCACUAUGCAUAUCAGUUAACAGACUGUUUAGCACUGCCAGGGCCAUUGGAUCUGAGUUUUUAGGGCUCUUUCCUUAUGUUGUUGGAGUCCAUGACAGUUGCCAUCCGUCUGCCUUAGAAGAGAAAGCAUUGGGUGUUUCCUUUGAAGGUCUCUUGCUUGUAGCUCCCACCCAUUAUGAUGUGACAGCUGGAAGCUGGUGUUCUCUCAGCAUACCUGACACACAGAGUUAACUAUAAAAAUUGGAUGCCCACUAAAUGCAUUUAUUUUCCAUAAUGGGUGGGAAAAAAAACUUACAUGUCACGGUGUAUCUGUUUUUGAUUUUGCACAUAUCAAGACAAGACUUGUACACAUUGCAUUGCUACUAAUAUAAUUUGAGAACAGUUGCAUUUAAGAGGAAAGAAUAAACUAGCUUUUAGAUUUUUGAAUAAGGUGGCAACCAAGAGGAAUCAGAGGUUUGCUUUUUGUUAACCCAUGUUAUGAAUUAAAAGUGAAAAUCUGUUCUGAAUUGCAAUCAGUUUUGCAGAGGUGCAGGAUAGAAAUAGCAAACCUGCUGUUCAUCAUCUUAAAUAUUCAUAAUUCUCUCAAGCCAAAAUUGAUUUUUUUUCUAUUGCAGUCUAUUCAGCUUCCAUAAGAGUGAGAUUUGUAAAAAAAUCACUGCAAAGUAGCUCAACAGAAUACUUAAUUGUGAGAUUAAUUUGAAUUCUUAAAACAGGCUUUGCAAAAUGCAAAUUUUAUAUUGUGAAAACUGUACACAGCUAUUUAUGGCUGGGGCUGUGAUAUAACUUGAAUUUUAUUCAUGUUUUCCAUUGUUUGGCAAUGUCUUAUGAAUGAGUGUGUGUAUUUCAUAAAAUUUUUAAAAUCCAUUGCCUGUAUAAAGUCAAACAUAGGUCUUUUAUAUGCUUACCCAGGCAAGUAUUAGUAUUUUUAAAAGAUUGUAAUGUUCUGCUCUUUGGGCACCCGAUGGGACCAAAAUGUUUCAGCACUCAGACGUAUCAUUUCAAGGAUGUACCAAAAGUAUUACUGGUACUAUACUGAUGCAAACAAGCAGUUGUUGUAAAUAUUCACACACACACACACACACACAGUCUAUCUUUAGUUGAUUCUAUGUUUUUUUUCAUCAAGUUUGUUUUCUGAAUAGCAUUAAAGUUUCAUUUCAGGUCACGGACACACGAGUAUACAAGAAACAGUACACAAAUUCUGUUACUUAAAAGUUUUGGCUGCAUUUCUUGGGUUAUUAGUCUUUGUUAGGGACCCUUGAGCACAGAGCCUUUUGUCAUAUAUAUAUUUUUUUAAUUUGCCUAUCUAGAACUUGGUAGCCUUUCACACCGUCUUUGUCUGCAGUGUCCUUACGUAUAUACAGCAAUGGCAUAGUUUGGCAAAUUUAAUCAAGUGUAGCAAAAAGCUACUCUGACAAAAUAACAAGUUAUCAAUUGGGUGCCAUUGCUCUUGGUUUUAGUUAGCCUCUUGUUUAUACUUCACCAUUAAAGCAGUUACAAUGGUAUAUGAAUUCUGUUACAUGUAAAAAAAAAUCCAGUAUGUCAGUUGCUUUAAACAUAAAUUACCUCUACGAAAGACCAAGGUACAUUUACCUCAUUUGUAUAUAUGGUUUAAUUUUUUUUUCAGAACAUUCACAAGGUUGGUAAUUUCACGCCUAUUAAAAUAUGGGUGUUCCAAUCCAUAAAUUCCCAGCUUUUCUGGUACUUAACCGGCUGCAAUCCAAAGCUCAGCACGUGCUUGGAUGUCACUUGGAGUGCCCAUUAAGGCAUGGCAAGGCUUCCCCAGUGGCCUCCAUUUUGAUGUGCUCUUAUGUGGACAUGUGCCUCCAUGGUGAACUCCCUGGGAAAGCCUUACCUUGGUGGGAACUGUGUGCACAUUGUAGCACUUGGAUGUUUUAAAAGGCCCUGGAUCGAGCCAUUUGUGUAUUUCGUCUUGUGCCGAAAUGGCAUACCUUUAUUUCCAUGUUGUAUUUUUUUUUUUUUGCAAAUACGUUUGCAGUUUUAUCAGUAUAGCACCAGCCUUUCCAGAGCUAUGUAGUUAAUGACGUACAAUUUUUUUUUUUACAUUUUGGAUGAUAGAUUUUGAGAUUCUGUACUGAUGAGUGUCACUUUUAAAGCCUUAUUGAAUUGUUCAUUUUUCCUGUAUAUGCCUGAUAAUUAUGUAUUUGUAGAGUAUACACCAGUGGGUUGUAAAUAAUAAUAGAUGAGUGAUAAUUAUUGUUAAGUGCUAACACUACAGUAGAAAAGAAUAAAGCAGUGGCAGAUUUUCUUUUUUAGUAAA
This is a messenger RNA of Heteronotia binoei (common prickly gecko), 4985 nucleotides long. It is a transcript of the gene TGFBR1, whose product is annotated as transforming growth factor beta receptor 1. Gene Ontology annotation, biological process: transforming growth factor beta receptor signaling pathway; protein phosphorylation; heart development. The record is from RefSeq and is a predicted model, not a curated record. The coding region runs from base 215 to 1537 and encodes 440 amino acids. Gene Ontology annotation, cellular component: activin receptor complex; plasma membrane. Lineage: Eukaryota; Metazoa; Chordata; Lepidosauria; Squamata; Gekkonidae. The transcript has 9 exons. Gene Ontology annotation, molecular function: activin receptor activity, type I; SMAD binding; transforming growth factor beta receptor activity, type I.